UUCUUGCUCGCUGAGUCGAGACCGAGUCAGGCAGAGAGAGAGAGAGAGAGAGAGGAUCAAAAGCAGAGAGAUCGAGCGAAAGGGCGGAGAUGGAGCGGAGGGGUGGUUGCUGCAUCGACGUGUACGGAAGGGGAGACGCCGAGGCGGCGUGGAGGAUGGGCCGGAUCAUGCUCAGAUUUCGCCCGAUCGCUCCCAAGCCUGUGGUCGACUCGUCUGGAGCAGCCUCCGUCGCCGUGGUGUCGUCCUCCGCCGGAAGGAAGACAAGGCGAAAGGGCUCAGGUGGUUGCAGAGGGAGGAAGGCGAGGAAGAUGGAGACGGGGCGGUCUUCUUCGUCGAAGGAGGGCCCGGCCUCGUCUUCGUCGGUGACGUCCUCGUCGCCGACGAUCGUGACUCUCUCCCUGAUUCCGGAGACGCCGGAGAGGAAGGACGACAUGGCGGCGGAACGAAGGUGCGCUGGAUCUGAAAAAUUGCUCGCCGCUGCGUUAGCGCCGGCGUGGAUGGGCCGAGGGCGGGCAGGCGAGACGGCCGCGGCGACAGGGGUUGCUUGGCCGGUGACGGCGGUGGGGUCAUGGGUGACGGUGGAAUGCGUGACGGACACGUGGAGGGAGGGGGAGGUGCCGUGGCGGAGCGACGAGGCUGUGCAGGCGGCGCUGUCGGCGGACGACUCCCCCGGGUUCGUGUCCGACGAGUGGGGCAGGGUCACCUGGACCAACGAUGCGUACCGGAGGAUGGUGUCCGGAGGGUCUCUCGAAGGCAGGUGGACGGCGGAAGAGGAGGAGCAGGUGCGAGUGGGACUGGUGGCGAGGGGGGCAAUUCCGGCGGCGGCAGAGGCGUGCCGGGCAUUCACUUGCAGGGUUAGGGUGCACUACUCGAGGCGGCCGUGGAGGGGAAAGGCGGCCUGCUCGGCCUCAUCGCUGGCGGCGCCGUGCGACGUGUGGAGGUUGGACGGCGGUGGGAGCGCGUGGAGGCUCGAUGUAAAGGCGGCGCUAAGCCUGAGUCUCUAGGCUCUAGCCAUUAGGACGAAGCCGGCGCCGGCCGUAUAAUUAUAAAAUGUGUGUACUCAAGUAAAUACGGGGAGUGUUUUUGUUC
This is a messenger RNA of Zingiber officinale, 1089 nucleotides long. RefSeq lists its product as uncharacterized. NCBI's taxonomy places the organism in Eukaryota, Viridiplantae, Streptophyta, Magnoliopsida, Zingiberales, Zingiberaceae. The transcript has a single exon. The record is from RefSeq and is a predicted model, not a curated record. The coding region runs from base 90 to 1004 and encodes 304 amino acids.